Messenger RNA from Colletotrichum truncatum, 1779 nucleotides. Lineage: Eukaryota; Fungi; Ascomycota; Sordariomycetes; Glomerellales; Glomerellaceae. The record is from RefSeq and is a predicted model, not a curated record.
AUGUCAGAAGAGACGGACGUGUUGAUUUGCGGCAGUGGUUCUGCUGGUCUCUGUGCAGCUGUAUGGCUAGCUCGUUGCGGGGUGAACUACAAGAUUCUCGAAAAGCGAGACGGGCCACUUCAGCAAGGUCAAGCAGACGGCGUGCAGUGCAGAACCGUUGAGAUAUUUGAAAGUCUCGGCCUUUCCGAAGACCUCCUAAGAGAGGCAUACCACGUACUGGAGCUCGCAUUCUGGGCGUCGGACGGUGAUGACGGGAUUCGCAGAUCUCAUCUUGAGCCAGACACUGAGCCGGGUCUCAGCCACCUGCCCCACGUCAUUCUGAACCAGGCGCGAAUCAAUGAACUUAUGAUUAGAGACAUCGAACUUUCCUCUGGGCAGUCACAUAUUCAGUACGGAAGCGAUGUCAAGGCUGUAGAAGUAAACAGUCAAUCUGCGAAAGACCCAGCAGCACAUUGUGUAACAGUUACGGCAGUUGAAAACGGAGUUGAGCGCAUUUACCAUGCAAAAUACGUCUUAGUAGGUUUCACGAGUAUUCACCCUAAAGAUUAUUCGACCGCUAACAUACUGUUUAAGGGUUGCGAUGGAGCACACAGUGCCGUCAGAAAAUCACUUGGGUUCAAGAUGGUAGGAGAUAGUACCGACACAGUCUGGGCAGUGAUGGACGUCUAUCCUAGAACCGACUUCCCUGAUAUUCGCAAGAAAUGCGUUCUACAAUCUGCGGCAGGUAACCUCGUGAUAAUCCCGCGAGAGGGAGACGAAAAAGUGCGCUUUUACAUGGAGACACCCGGCUGGGGAGCAAACAAUGUCACGAUGGACAAGGUCAAGAAUCGUCUUGUCGAGAUAUUUCGCCCUUAUACCAUGGAAAUCGCAGAAAUCGCUUGGUUUUCUGUAUACUCUAUUGGGCAACGACUUGCAGACCAUUUUACCAAGGAAAACCGAGUUUUUCUCACUGGUGAUGCUUGUCAUACCCAUUCCCCCAAAGCUGGGCAGGGAAUGAACGUCAGUUUGCAGGAUGGGUACAACAUUGGAUGGAAGCUGGCUGCCAUCAUUCGCGGAGAGGCGCGGCCAUCGAUUUUGGAAACAUUUGUUUCCGAGCGGCAAGAGACUGCCAAAGAUCUAAUCGAAUUUGACCGUCAUUUCACCAAGCUUUUCUCUUCGUCAUACCGGAAGCAGCACGGCAUUACUCCUGAUGAUUUUCAAGACUAUUUCAUCAAGUCUGGAAGAUACACAGCUGGUUUGGCAAUAAAGUACAAGCCUUCUGCGCUCACGCAACCGAGUGAGGCGGAUAAACUAGCCACUGGGGUACACGUAGGAAUGCGAUUCCCAAGCGCACAGGUCGUUCGUUUAUUCGAUGCUCGAGCGAUUCAGCUUGCCAAAGCUUUGUUAUCCGACUCGCGAUGGCAUCUGAUCAUUUUUGGCGGAGAUAUAAAUCAAGGCGAAGACCGCAUAACAAAAGUUGCCAAGGAGCUGGAAGAUACACUUACACAGCUACCAAUUCUUCGAGAGGAUCUCCACAGAUUCAUACAUACAGUUUUGGUUCUCAAAUCAGAUCGAAAGGCCGUUGAUGAGAGAAAAAUACCACGCUUUUUCACGCCAAAUAGCGGGGCUCACGGCGUCCGUUGCAUUCGAAAUGUACUUGUCGAUGAUGAAUCUUAUCACAAUGGCCAUGGUAAAGCGUAUGUGAAGUACGGCGUAAAUCCUGAUAUUGGCGCCAUGGUGCUUGUUCGCCCAGAUCAGUGUAAGUCAAUGGUAACUCGAAACUAUCAUGUAGCACUGUAG